UCUUCUGCCUAGCAGACCCCCUGGCAUUGACCAGCAUCGAUGGUGAGACCAGAGGAAAACUUUCGUUGGGCCCGCUGUCGCAGGGCGAGUGGUCGUCAGUCAGGUGCCCAGCCCCUGGAGCGCUGAAGCUCAGACCUUUCCUGUCGCUCUGGUCUCCUGCACUGAGCUGUGUGAGCUCUUCUGCCCAGGUGGGCUCCCUGGCAUUGACGGGCAUAGAUGGUGACCCUGGAGGAAAACUUGUGUUGGGCCCGCUAUCCCUGGGCCAAUGUCGGUCAGCCAGGCACCCAGCCCCUAGUGCACUGAAGCUCAGGACCUUCCUGGAGCCUUUGGCUCCUGCACUGAGCUGUGAUGGUGAGCCUGGAGGAAGACUUGUGUUGGCCCACAGGCCCCAGGCCAAUGUCAGCCAGGUGCUCAUCCCCUGGUGUGCUGAAACUCUGGCCCUCCGUGGCACCCUGGUCUCCUGCACUGAGCUGUGUGAGCUCUUCUGUCCAGGUGGGGCCAUGGCCUUAAGCGGCAUAGGGUUUGGUGACCAGGAGGGUCAAUGGUGCCCCGUUUCCAUGAUGGAUGGUGAGCCUGGAAGAAGAGUUGUGUUGGGCCCCCACAGGCCCCAGGCCAGUGUCCUUCAGCCUGGUGCUCAUCCCUCCAGUGCAUUGAAGCUCAGAUCCUCCCCGGCACGCUGGUCUCCUGCACUGAGCUGUGUGAGCUUUUCCUCCCAGGCGGGCCCCCUGGAAUUGACUGGCAUAGCUCUCUCCCAGAUGGUGAAACCGGAGGAAAACUUGCAUUGGGCCUCCUGUUCCUGGGCAGGUGUCCAUCAGUCUGUUGCCCAGCCCCAUGAUGUGCUGAAGCUCAGGUCCUUCCUGGUGCCCUGGUCUCCUGCACUGAACUGUGUGAGCUCUUCUGCCCAGAUGGGGCCCAUGGCCUUAAGUGGCAUAGCCCAGUGUGACCUGGCUCUGUGUGUGGAAGGUGUAGGGCAUGAUGAAGACCCACCAGAGAAAGCACGUGGGCCCGGAGGCCUCCAGGCUUUGAUUUCAGGGCUUGGUGGUCGGGAGGGCCAAUGUUACCCUGUGUCCAUGAUGGAUGAUGAGCCUGGAAGAAGACUUCUGUUGGGCCUCAACAGGCCUCAGGCCAGUGUCCAUCAGCCUGGUGUUCAUCCCCUGGUGUGUUGAAGCUCAGACCCUCCCUGGCACCCUGGUCUCCUGCACUGAGCUGUGUGAGCUUUUCCUCCCCCCUGGAAUUGACUGGCAUAGGGUUCGGUGGCACACAGGGCCAAGGGUGUCUGUGUCAGUGACAAGCACGUGGAUCUCACCACAUGCAUCCAUGGAGGAUGAGCAAGUACGAGCUGGCAUGACCUACCUCCUUCCCCUCAUGGAGGUCAUUUUGGACACAUGUCCUCCAGCUCUCUCCCAGAUGGUGAAACCGGAGGAAGACUUGCUUUGGGUCUGCUGUUCCUGGGCCAGUGGCCAUCAGCCUGUUGCCCAGCCCUGUGAUAUGCUGAAGCUCAGGCCCUUCCUGGUGCCCUGGUCUCCUGC
Macaca mulatta (Rhesus monkey) is the source of this 1529-nucleotide messenger RNA. NCBI's taxonomy places the organism in Eukaryota, Metazoa, Chordata, Mammalia, Primates, Cercopithecidae. The record is from RefSeq and is a predicted model, not a curated record.